CUUGGAAAUCCUUGUAUUUCCACAUAAUCGCGAUGUGAUUUAUGAAAAGUGCUUCAUGUUGCCAAUAUCAUAAAUUCCAAUAUUUCCGACAACAUGUGAAUGCAUCAUUACCCCACCUCCCACCCGCGCGCUGGAGGUGAUUAGGGGACGCUGGACAAGCCCAGAGACGCCGCUCCAGCCACUCCCUACGCCCGGCGGACCCUGCUCUCUCAAGUCCAUCCAGAGCUCCAUUCAAAGUGCUGAGAUCCAGAUGAGAGCCACGUUCAGCCUCAUCCAGCAACGCAGACACGAGUUGAACUGAAGGCAGCGGGGAAGGGCUUCAGGAGCCGCUCCACACUUUGGGGAAUCACCUCUGGGAUCCUACUUUUGUCCGUAGAGUGGAUUUAGGACGAGCAACUCUUGCAGAGAUAACGAGGGGGGGACACCUGCAGCCAAAAUGGAGGUGAAGACGUCACUUCUAGAUAACAUGAUUGGGGUUGGUGACAUGGUCCUCCUAGAACCCCUGUCUGAAGACUCAUUCAUCGAGAACCUGAGGAACCGCUUUGACCACAAUGAGAUCUACACAUACAUUGGCAGUGUGGUGAUCUCCAUGAACCCCUACAGGUCUCUGCCCAUCUACACGCCAGACAAAGUGGAGGAGUAUCGCAACAGGAACUUCUAUGAACUUAGUCCACACAUCUAUGCUCUGGCAGAUGAGGCGUACCGUUCACUGAGAGACCAGGACAAAGACCAGUGCAUCCUCAUCACAGGGGAGAGUGGGGCUGGGAAAACCGAGGCCAGUAAGCUGGUGAUGUCAUAUGUGGCAGCGGUGUGUGGGAAGGGCCAGGAGGUGAAUAAGGUCAAGGAACAGCUGCUGCAGUCCAAUCCCGUGCUGGAGGCCUUUGGAAAUGCCAAAACAGUGAGGAAUGACAACUCUUCCAGAUUUGGAAAGUAUAUGGACAUUGAGUUUGACUUCAAAGGAGAUCCUCUGGGUGGAGUCAUCAGCAACUAUCUGUUGGAGAAGUCCCGUGUGGUGAAACAGCCAAGGGGAGAGAGGAACUUCCACGUCUUUUAUCAGCUCUUGUCCGGAGCCUCUGACGACACACUCAAGAAGCUGAAGCUGGAUCGUGACUUCAGCAAGUACAACUACCUGAGCCUGGACUCUGCUGUGGUCAAUGGGCUGGAUGAUGCAACCAACUUCAGGACAGUCAGAAAUGCCAUGCAGAUCGUGGGCUUCAUGGAGGACGAGGUGCAGGCGGUGCUGGAGCUGGUGGCAGCCGUGCUGAAGCUUGGCAACAUUGAGUUCAAGCCAGAAUCUCGCUGUAAUGGCACCGACGAGAGCCGCAUCAAAGACAAAAAUGAUUUGAAGGAGAUGUGUGAGCUGCUGGGGACCGAACAGUCAGUGCUGGAGAGAGCGUUCAGCUACCGCACAGUGGAGGCAAAGAUGGAGAAAGUGUCCACUACCCUAAAUGUGGCCCAGGCCUAUUAUGCCCGAGAUGCCCUUGCCAAAAAUCUCUACAGUCGUCUGUUUAGCUGGCUAGUUACUAGGAUCAACGAAAGCAUUAAAGCACAAACUAAAGCUCGCCACAAGGUCAUGGGUGUGCUCGACAUUUAUGGCUUUGAGAUAUUUGAGGACAACAGCUUUGAGCAGUUUAUCAUCAACUACUGCAACGAGAAGUUGCAGCAGAUCUUCAUCGAGCUGACUCUGCGUGAAGAGCAGGAGGAGUACGUGAGAGAGGGCAUCGAGUGGACCAACAUCGAAUAUUUCAACAACGCUAUCAUCUGCGACCUCAUUGAGAAUCACCAGAAUGGCAUCUUGGCCAUGUUGGACGAGGAGUGCCUGAGGCCGGGGACAGUCACCGAUGAGACCUUCCUGGACAAAUUAAACACCAUUUGUGCUGAUCACCAGCACUUUGAGAGUCGCCUCAGCAAGAAUUCAAAGUUCCUCACUGACCACAGCCUGCCACACAAUUGCUUCCGUAUCCAGCACUAUGCUGGCAAGGUGCUGUACCGUUCUGAGGGCUUUGUAGACAAGAACAAUGACCUGUUAUACAGGGACCUGUCACAGGCCAUGUACAAGGCCAACCACAGCCUCAUCAAACAGCUUUUCCCUGAGGGCAACCCCGCCAAAGUCAACCUGAAGAGACCGCCGACUGCUGGAUUCCAGUUCAAAGCAUCAGUGGGGACGCUGAUGAAGAACCUGCAGACCAAGAACCCAAACUACAUCCGGUGCAUCAAGCCUAAUGACAAGAAAGCAGCUCACAUCUUCACCGAGUCUCUGGUCUGCCAUCAAGUGCGCUACCUGGGCCUGAUGGAGAAUGUCCGUGUGAGAAGAGCGGGCUACGCUUUCCGCCAGGCCUACGAGCCAUGCCUGGAACGUUACAAAAUGCUCUGCAAACGAACCUGGCCCCAUUGGAGAGGGCCUGCCAGGGAAGGAGUGGAGGUGCUGAUGGAUGACCUCCAAGUCCCGCCCGAGGAGUUCUCCUAUGGCCGCUCCAAGAUCUUCAUCAGGAACCCAAGAACGCUCUUCUUCUUAGAGGAGAGGAGGAGGCAAUGCCUGCAAGACCUGGCCACGCUCAUUCAGAAGAUCUACCGUGGCUGGAAAUGCCGCAGUCACUUCCUGCUGCUGAAACAGAGUCAGAUAGUGGUGGCAGCAUGGUACCGGCGAUAUGCGCAACAAAAGAAAUACCAGAAGAUCAAGAGCGCCACCACUGUGGUGCAGUCCUACACCAGAGGAUGGCAGGCCCGCAAACUCCUGAGAGAGCUGAAAUAUCAGAAGAGAUGUGAAGAGGCAGUGACCACCAUCGCAGCCUUCUGGCAUGGCACCCAGGCUCGGAUGGAGCUGAGACGUCUAAAACAAGAAGCGCGGAAUAAGCACGCUGUGACAGUAAUUUGGGCAUACUGGCAGGGAACCAAGGCCCGGAGAGAGCUGCGUCAGCUGAAGGAGGAGGCGAGGAAUAAACAUGCCGUAUCGGUCAUUUGGGCCGGCUGGCAGGGCACCAAGGCUCGCAGGGAGCUGAGGAGACUGAAGGAAGAAGCCAGGCGUAAGCAUGCUGUCGCUGUGAUUUGGGCCUACUGGCAGGGACUCAAGGCUCGGACGGAGGUGAGACAUCUAAAACAAGAAGCGCGGAAUAAACACGCUGUGGCAGUAAUUUGGGCAUACUGGCAGGGAACCAAGGCUCGGACGGAGCUGAGACGUCUAAAACACGAAGCGCGGAAUAAACGCGCUGUGACAGUAAUUUGGGCAUACUGGCAGGGAGCCAAGGUCCGCAGAGAGUACAGAAAAUUCUUCAGGGCAAACGCAGGCAAGAAGAUCUAUGACUUCACCAUCCAGAGAAUUAUGCAGAAAUACUUCUUGGGCCUGAAGAGCACCAUGCCCUCCAUGUCACCCAUAGACAAGAGCUGGCCUGCCAGGCCUUACCUGUUUCUGGAUGGAGUUCACACAGAGCUGAGGAGAAUCUUCCACCUCUGGAGGUGCAAGAAAUACAGGAGCCAAUUCACAGAGGAGAAGAAGGCAGUUUAUGAGGAGAAGCUGGAGGCCAGUGAGAUCUUCAAGGAUAAAAAGGCCCUCUACCCGAGCAGUGUGAGCCAGCCCUUCAAAGGAGACUACCUGGAGAUCAGCAAGAACCCCAAAUAUCAGAAACUCAGCAGCGCUGUGGAUGAGAAGGUUCUGCUGGCUGAUGUGGUCAACAAGAUUAACAGGGCCAACGGCAAGGGUACAGCUCGGAUCUUCCUGCUGACGAAGACAAACUUUGUCCUGGCUGACCAGAAGACCGGCCAGGUGAAGGCCAGCGUUCCUCUGCCAGACCUCACCAGCGUGUCAGUCAGCACGCAGAGCGACGGCUUCUUUGCUCUCAAACUCAAAGAGGGGUCGGCCUCAGCUGUCAAAGGAGAUUUCUUACUGAGCAGUGAACAUCUGAUAGAGAUCAUCACCAAACUCCACCGCAUCGGGGCUACGGCUGCAGACAGCAAGCAGCUCAACAUCGACAUCUCAGACGAGUUUCUGGUGCAGUUCAAGCAUGACAAAGUAUGCGUGAAGUUCGUCCAGGGAGCCCCCAAGAACGGCAACAGUGUAUCGUGCAAGCGCAAGAACAACCGCCUGCUGGAAGUGUCGGUGCCCUCAACAGCAUAGUGCAGCUCCCUCACCAGACUGGGAAGGCGCCGAUGACAUACUGAAACCACCUCCCACUCCGAACCUCUUGUCUCACCCCAGUGCCCACCCUGAGCCCAAAAAUGAUGAUUAUUUGGCUUGUUGUGUUGUUGUUUCUCCUUCAGUCUCCUCUUAUCAGAUUUACUCUGGCAUCACUAUAGCUGUAAUCAUGUGCCACUUUUUUGGCAAAGAAAGCCCUUAUCUGGGUUGCAUGCCACAGAAGUUUGGUAAAAUGUUUCACUGGUGUUUUGUAAAACUGGGGGUAAAGAGUUAGAGAUAGAUGAAAAGAAAUCUCGGUGGGACAAGAGAGACUUCAGUAUACCAGUGGUGAUAAUGAUUGUUCUGCGUGUAUGUUGAAUUAGUCCUCAGAGAAAAUGUCAUAAGAACUUUGUGACAAGCUCCAGCCUCAACUGGCCUUGACUCAUCCAUUUUUAAGCACUUCUUGGCUUUAAGCAGACAGCUUAGAAUUUGAGAUGAACUAGAAACUUUUGGGCUCGGCCUGUCGGAUUUAGUUUCUCUGAAGAACUUUUAAGUACUGCACUUGUUUUCACCUCGGUGUAACCAAAAGGGGAUGAGCUGAAUUUGAUUGUAUGUUGUUGUAUUUUCUAUAUUAUCUAUUUUCUCUGAAACAAAGAACAGUGGGCAGUUGAAAAGUCAAAUGUAAUUUGCUAGAUAAUUGUAAAACCACUUUUUGUAUCCUCCUUGUAUGUGCCAUUGAACAGGUCCCAUGACUUGUCACAUGUCGGUGUGCAAAUACAAACAUAGAAAAACCAAGUAGGUGAUGGACCCUGUUCUUGACAACAUCCUUGCCAAAAAUGUUUGAAUAGGGUUUUUUUCCAUAGGGGAAUUUCUUAUAAGUUUUGACAGCACUGUGCAUGUGAUCAGCUUCCAUUUCCUCUGUAUAAUUAAGAAUAUUUCCAAGCUUUAUUGCAUCUACAAAGAGUCAUUGUGAGCUGAAUUUAUAUCCUUAUCUAAUAGAAUGUCAUGUUAAAUCAAAGAAGACGUUUAUGAGGGACGCGAUUAAAGAUACUGACAAAGGCAGCACAGACAUCCCAGUGGAAGGUAAAGUACCCAACUACGAGACGCAAAGGUACCCACACCUUUCAUAAAGUCUUUACCAGAUUCAAGCCUUCUCUGGCUCAAAGCGAAAUCCUUUUUUUCUUUUGUGUGCAAUAAAUAAAAUGCUAUCCAACGAAACAGUAGUGAGAACCCAUAGCAGCAGUCGCCCUCACUGUACCGUAAGCUAUACAUAUAGGCUCUGUAGGCUGUGGCCCUGGCAUGGACAAAGGGUUUCUUUACUAUCUUACUUUUAAUUGCUGUGUUUGUGAAAUAGCUGUUCUUGCCACUGCAGCUUGAGUAAUCGUAGUGCUUGACCCACUCUGACCUAAUGUGUAUUUUUCAAGGGGAAAGACCAAAUAUUAAGCGCACGUGACUAUAGAUUCUUGAUGUUUCUCAAGAAAUCAAACACCUUCUGGUACACUAAUGUACAAAUUUGGUACACACAUAUUUACACGUAAGCCAAAUUUGUCAAAGAAGUGAUAAGAGUGCUAUAUUUUCAGGUAUGUGGACGACUAUAAUCUUUACGUGGAUGUACUGGUAGUGGGUUUUGUACUGGUGACUUUGAAGCCAACCAGAUGUUUGUCUGGUGACUGUGAGGGAAUAACACAGCCAGACUUGGUCUAGUCAUGUUCUGCAAUCCAGGGUUCCUGGGUUUGUACGUUUUUGUAUUUUUUGAUGUCACACACACGACACAGGGACUUUGAGUUGUUGUUGUCCCUCGCGCAGGAACGAUCGAGCUGAAUUUUGACGUAUUCUCUUCCGUGGCACUGCACAGUUUGGUGCAGCUUUGCUAAAGUGACAUCUUCCUCUCCCCCUUGUCUGUUUUGUAUUUGAACAAUGGCUAGAGCUGCAAAAUGAUGUCUGCAUUCUUGUGUGCCUAAUGUUAACCUGUGCUGAGACACAACAUGAAAAUGUUUCAAUAGAACUCAGUGUAACAUUUACAAGUAAUCUUUUUUAAAUUAAAUAAAAAUCUGUAAUAAAUAACUGUUA
Plectropomus leopardus (leopard coralgrouper) is the source of this 6178-nucleotide messenger RNA. RefSeq names its product myosin IB (gene myo1b). Gene Ontology annotation, biological process: endocytosis; actin filament-based movement; actin filament organization. Gene Ontology annotation, cellular component: microvillus; cytoplasm; plasma membrane. NCBI's taxonomy places the organism in Eukaryota, Metazoa, Chordata, Actinopteri, Perciformes, Serranidae. Gene Ontology annotation, molecular function: microfilament motor activity; actin filament binding; ATP binding. The record is from RefSeq and is a predicted model, not a curated record.